Molecule: messenger RNA, 7347 nt
Organism: Aplysia californica (California sea hare)
Lineage: Eukaryota; Metazoa; Mollusca; Gastropoda; Aplysiida; Aplysiidae
Product: transmembrane and coiled-coil domain-containing protein 4
Exons: 17
Coding region: 27-2468 (813 amino acids)
Source: RefSeq, a predicted model, not a curated record
GCUUGUGUAACCGGAAGUAAAUAAAGAUGUCCAUAAACAUGGCGGCUAGCGGUCGCAAAGUAGAACCUGGUGAUGGAAAUGAAUUUCCUAAGCCAGGAGAUGAGAAUAGUGCAACUUCAAGUACAGAGGAUAUUUUUGGUAAAGUUGUACCCAUUCACAAACAACUAAGUGAUGUGGGGCAGUUCUCCUACGCUGCCCUCUGUGCUACUGCAUUGCACACACAGUUUGAAGGAGAAAAUGACAGCAAAUUCAGGGAAGAGGCACUCGCCGUCAUCCUCAUCUCUUUAGAACAACCUCAGCAGGUGUGUGAGUCGGUGAGGGCGAUGCUUCAAGGUCACGGUCAAGAUGACAUGGAUCCCUUCAUCGACAUACUGCUCGCUGAGGAAGUUCUCCAGAAAGGGGCUGAAUCCAUUGUCUCUCAACUGUUGGCUAUUGCAAUCGGCAAAGGGUCAUACGACGCUCGCAUGAGAGUGGUGAUCAAACAUCUGGCCUGGAGGCUGCGUGUCUCGUGGGACGCUGUGGAAGAGAUUGAGAGUGAGAUGUCCGAGACGCUGGCCAUGGCGCAGUAUGAGAUGUCAGAGAUGGAAAGCGCUGACAUGGAGGAGCAGAAGCAGGAGAAAAAGAAGAAGGAAAAACAACGUAAGCUCAAGCGCUACGCUUUGAUUGGUCUGGCUACUGUGGGUGGUGGCACUUUGAUAGGACUGACCGGCGGUCUGGCAGCCCCUCUGGUCGCCGCAGGUGCUGGGGCCAUCAUCGGAGGCGCGGGUGCGGCCGUCCUCGGAACCACGGCGGGCGUAGCUCUCAUCGGGUCUCUGUUUGGUGUGGCGGGCGCGGGACUCACAGGAUACAAAAUGAAGAAAAGAGUUGGUGCCAUUGAGGAGUUUGAGUUUGAACCACUAGUCUGUGGCAACACGCUGCGUGUGGAUUCGCUGGCAACCAAGCAGCUGCACAUCACGAUAGCUGUGACGGGCUGGCUGUCCAAUCAGAUGAAAGACUUCCGGCGGCCUUGGAAACACCUGGCUUCCUCCCCAGAGCAGUACGUCCUACGCUGGGAGACCAAGUACCUGGUGCCGCUCGGAGAGGCCAUGGACUAUAUCUUCAACUCUGCCAUGGCAAUGGCUACACAGGAGGCUCUCAAAUACACUGUCCUCAAUGGAAUAUUGGCAGCCAUCGCGUGGCCGGCGGCGCUGGUGUCUGCGUCGAACAUCAUUGACAACCCAUGGUCUGUGGCACUACAGAGAGCCCAGGCUGCCGGACGCAUGCUGGCCGAGGUGCUUCUGUCUCGGGAGCAGGGCAACCGUCCCGUCACUCUGAUUGGCUACAGUCUGGGGGCACGGGUCAUCUUCAGCUGUCUGGAGGAGCUCUGCAAAAGGAAAUGUAGCGAAGGUAUUGUGGAGGAUGUGGUGAUGUUGGGUACCCCAGCCACCGGAGAUCCAAAGGUGUGGGCAAUGUUUUCCAAGGUUGUGGCUGGCAAGAUUGUCAACGGCUUCUGCAGGGGAGAUUGGCUGUUGAAGUUUCUGUACCGGACAUCGUCUGUUCAGUUGAGUAUUGCUGGGCUCCGGCCGAUUAGGUGGGCAGACCGACGAAUGCACAACAUUGACCUCAGUGACGUGGUCAACGGUCACAUGGACUACAAAGAGCAGCUGGACACAAUCAUGAAAGCUGUCGGAGUCAAAACUCGUGACGAGGUCACUCGCAUGGCGUCCGGCUCCAAGUUGACUGACAGUGACAAGACCUCUAGUGAAGCCAGUGCAGCCAUGGAUGAACUGUCUAGCUCGGAUGAGGAAGCAUUUGACCAGGGCAAGAUAGCACGGCCUGCUGUGUCCAAGGCACCGGCCACUGGGCCAGUCAUUCUGGAGGACUACUCGAGCCAGGACACCAGGGCCGACGCCGUGGACAGAGAGGUGGACAACAAAGGGAGCCUUCAGCAGUUUGUCAUCCCCGGUUCGGCCAGCUUUGACUCUGGUGUGGACAUCAACCGUGCCGAAUCAGGCUCCAGGGAGAGACUGACCACCCAGGACUCUGUUGACAGAGUGGUGUCCCCUGAAGUGCAGAGUGAUUCGGGUGAUAAGGUUGAGGGUGCUGAUGGGAGGUCAGCUGUGUCGGCGGAGGGUGUGAGCGAAAAACGUCCUGAACCCAGGGGAGAUAAGGAGGAAGGUUCCUCCGGUACUUCGACAAGUCAGAGUUUGACUCAGGCUCCCAAAGACCGAGUAGGAGAUGCUGGAGCCAAUGGUGGGGACUCUACCAGUGACGGCAGUGACCAGCCACAUUUGGAGCCCCCCAUAUCGCAGGCGGAGGACACGGAGAGUAAAGUGGAGGAGCUCACCGGCAGCACUCUCCAGCGCAAGAAAAUGUUUGACAGCAUGUACCGUCUGGUGCUAGAUGAUGAUCUUCUCGAUGACUUUGGUGAUGAAGACGAUGAUGAUGAUGUUGUUGAUGGCGGAGCAAGUGGGAACCUUGGCUCCUAGCUGACCACAGCACUGCUUGUGGCAGGAGCUCAUUCAUCUGUGAUGUCUUGUUGGACCAAUGGUCUAUACCAUGGUGGAAUUGCCCCCCCCCCCUCCCCCAUCCUGCGCUUGUUUUUUGUCUCUAGUUCCCCCACUCACCCCCCCCUAGAACCUCUGCCCCCGCAAACUCGUUGUCAUUGCAUGUCAUUGCAGAGACUUUUGUUUUUUAAUCUGUAUUUAGCAUUUGUGAUUUGUUGAAUCAACGUCUUCAUGAGAUUCUUUUUAAGUUUGGAGAAAGAUGAUUUUGUUGACAAAUUAUAGUACACUUUAGUACUAGCCAUGGGCCAUUUGUGAUAUUUGUGUGGUUUUCUUAAGUUUUAGCAAAUGUCUAAACAAAGUGUUGUCAAGGGACCGCUAUCAUGAGACAUCAUUUUUUGAGUGAUGUAAGAUUGGUUGUACCACUUACACCACUCAUUGCCCAAAGCCCUGUGUAGGCCUAUAUAUGACUUUGAUGGGUAGAGGCGUACUUUGGUCAAUUAUGUCUUUUAACAUAUACAACAUAAUAUGCUGGUCACUGCCACUUCUGGUUCGAACUCCGCAGCAUGUCCAGUGGGUGGUGCAGAGGCGACACCCCAACAGUUGUCCUCUAGGUAUUUAGUCAAAGGACCCUGUUGUGUAGUGUAAGUGUUUGGAGGUUAUGUCCUUCACAUUUGUAUUAACUAGAAGGAGCUCUAUCUCCUUUCCAUGUGUAUGGACAAUAGUGUUCCCUGUCUGCUGCACAUUUCCCGGACUGGGAUUCUACAGUCUCCUACACAUUUCUUUGACACUAUGACACAAAAGUAUGCUGUGUCUCUAUACAUUUCUCUGAUACUUAGGCAUUCUUAACUCCUACACAUUACUCUAAGACUAAGGCAUGCUUUGUCUCCUACACAUUUCUCGUACAUCAAGGUAUUUUUCAUCUCCUACACAUUUCUCAUACAUCAAAGUAUUCUUUGUCACCUACACAUUUCUCAAGCAUCAAGAUAUUAUUCAUCUCCUACACAUUUCUCUGACAAUGAGGUACAUAUUUCAUGAACACUUAGGAUUGCUCUGUCCCUUAUAUAUAUAUGUAUUUUGUGACAGCAUUCCAUGUUAUUUUUGUUUCUAUUGUACCGGUAUGCUAAAUAUGGACCAACAAAGACUUGUAGCAAGGUUUAAAGUUUUAGCUCUACAAUAUGUUGGAGACUGUGUGUUGUCUCUAUGCUCCAUAAUGCUGAUGCUAUUGAUGAUGAUCAUUGUCAUCACUGAACUUUUCUCACCCUGUACUGGAGUAUAGGCCAUCAACUAGACAUCUCCUUGUACAUUUGUCCCAGGCUGCAGUUUCCACCUAUGUACGUCUAGCCUAUAUCCCAACUGUUUUUGGUCAGAAUCUGUGUCCCCCCUCGAAGUAGUUUGAGGCAUUCCUUUAUUUAAGUUUGCUGUUGAUGAUAGCCUAAAGCAAUUUACCAUUGUCUGCAUUAUGCUCCUUCUUUGUUAUAUCAACCCUCUCAGUUUGCUUUGUGUAUUCUUAUCAUGGUCUAGUAUGCAAAUUGUCAAUUAAAUAUUUUAAUGUUUUAAGAUCAAAUGACCCGUACCCAGCCGUGCAGUGAACUGCGAAUAAAAAACUAACUAGUUUUUUGCGCACUCAUAUGACCUUAUGCAGUUGUGAGCACCGUAAAACCUCAUACUAAACUAACUAAAAUUGUCAAUUGGAGUGCAAUUUUUUUUCGUAUUCUGUUUCAAUGAUGAAUUAUAAACUGGUUUAAACACAGAUAGUUAACUUUGGAAAAGAAGUUUGUGGCCUUCAGGGAGGAGAGAAAGACGUCAGGGGCGAUAUUUAAUAUUUCAGAGAAAAUACAGCGGAGUCCUCACAAGCCGAAUGGGGUUAAUCUGAAAAGAAAAGUGAACAGAGCUAAUUGAUUCCUUGAUGCUUUUCUAAACGGAAAAUACGACUAAGUUAAGAAGCACCGGCAGUCCUGCAGAUUUUAAUUUAAUUAAGUAGACUCUGCUGUAUGAGUGUGUUCUUUUCCUGUUCGAGGGGUGGUUGCCCCUUCUUCUGGGGUGCAGUUGUUCAGACUGUUAACUGCUCCUGUUCCCUGUGACAGUUCUUCGAUGGUAUACCUAAUGGAAAUUCUGUAAAUGUCCUUCAUGCAUAGCUCCCAACCAGUACAUCAAAAAGGUGUUUGAUAUGUUUUAUGUGGGUCUGAGCUAGGAAGUUUGUUUCGAUGUAAAAAGAAAUUGUUUUUUUGUUGUUGUUGUUAUUUGAUUUGCUGCUCAUUGAACUUUCAAGCCUGGAUUAACAAAUAAGAAUAAAAGAAUACAGCCCUAAAGUCAGUUGGACAGACUUUUACCCAAAAAAAUCAUUGACAUUUUUGUUGAAGGUCUGCUUUGAAUUGCUUGAAUUUAUUGAAUGCAGAAAAAUGUGUGUGAAGGGUUUGGAGAGAAGUUACUUGUUCAUUAUCUUGACCUGUGGUGUACGUAAGAGUCUGUGUGGUGGUUUGGAAAAGUUGGCAGCUAUGUUUGUGCCUGUGUCAAUUCCUAAACGGCGCCUGUGGAAUGUUGAGGAAAUGAAAGCCAUGGUGGUGCUGAUAUCCCAUAGACCACACUUAUCCUCUUUUGGAGAUGGGCUUUUUUAAGAACUUCACAACAGAGCUUUAGUUAUCAUAUCAAUUUGUUUUUAGUUUACAUAGAUUACCCAGUUGCCUGUUUUGUAUCUCUGUUGCUAGCAAUAGUUUGUUAUAUUUUUAUCUCUAUUAUCAGCUGAGGGCUAGGGGUGACAAUGUUGGCAUUCCCUGUUUGUGGGAAAGAUGCAUUUUUAGGGCAAAUCCAAGGUUUUAUGGACAACUCUUGAACACAGACACAUCAGGAAUUGCAGUUGGGGCAAAACUAUGGUGUGGAAUUUAAAAAUAUUUACAGUGCAGACAGGGUGCAAUAUCAUUUGAAAGUUUCCACUUAGGCUGAAUUGUACAUGGUCUCGACUAGCUCUCAGCAUAUGGUGUGGCAUUAACAAGUUGUUUUAUACAACUGGAUUUAUAUCAAUAACCCCUCCCCUGUCUCAUGUAGAAGUUGCUACCUCAGAAUUACAAAGCUCUGUCUGCUCGCCUUGUUUUUAGGAAAUUUGACGUCAAGAUUUUGAGUUUCACAUCAUGUCAAGCAUUUUCGAAUGCAAUUAUUGGUAUAUCUUGAUAAUGACCCACAAUAAUCUUAUAAUUUUGUUAGAGCAGGUAGAACAUUUGCUUUCUGACCUUAUGCUCAGAGUAACUCAACACGGCCAAAAAUGUCUGAUAAAAAUUUGUAAUUCUAAGGUGGCGAAGUGUCUUGGUUGCUUUUAAAGCUUCAGAGUAAUAUGUUGUGUAUGAGGGGUGAACAUGGGAGAUGUGGAGUGUAGUGAGAUAGAAUUUGCCUAUUUUACAUCUCUGUAUCAUUGUACAUCACUGAGGAAAGCAGCUGAAAUGCUAUGCUUAUUUUCCUAUACAAAAACUUGUCAUUACAAAAGCUCAACUUUAUUUAUCAUGUUUGUUUUGAUCUAUGUACUAUUAUAUCAUUGUAUUAUUUUUACUGCUUUGAUGUAAUUUUGUGCAGAUUUUAUUCUGUUAUGAUGAUCAACUUUUGACAAAUGUGCCCUGAACUUGUGUUUGUGAAGAAUGUAUUGCUAUGAUUUCUCUGUUCUGUGAUGUUUGCCAUUAUGGAGAUGAUGUUGCAGUGGUUGUCGUUGCUGGCAGGAGAUGUUUUGAAAAUAAUUCUCAGUUGUCACUUCAGGAGAGACAAACGUAGAAAUAAUGUGACCAUCUAAAUGGCUGUCUGUCUUAAUUUGGUGACCGACAAGAACCAGGGCUGCUCCUAUGUUUGUAGGAAGAAUCAUGAACACCCGAGCAUCCAUUAGAUUGGAUGAGAUUUAGUUCUAUCAAAAUCCUGUCCUUUAAGCCAACAGAGACUUGCUUUUUUUUAACAGGCCUACUGAGAAUGUUGCUUGAAACAGGCAGAUUAUAUUAACAGAAAGCUGUUCAAGUUUGUUGAAAGAAAUAUUUCUCCACCCGCAUUCUCGUUGCAAGUUGAUCUGGAGAUCAGGCUAUCGAGAGACGAGUUUUCUCAUCGGAGGUUGCUGAACUGAGGAGGAGGAUGAGGGAAGAAGAGCCCCAUUAAAGUUAUGAAUUUCGUUUUUUAUAAUCUUUUUUCUUUUUCACAAAAUGGUUCAGGUUGUCCUUAUCUCUCCUUUUUUCUUUUUUUUCACAUAAUUGUUCUGCUCUCAGGGGGUGCCUCAAAUGUUCUGGGCUGGUAGUGGUGAUUAAGGACUUAAGUUUGGAUUCAUGGGGCCAUGCUAUAUGUGGUGACUUCUCUCACCCUACCCCUCCCCUCCCCACAGGGGUUGGUAAGUUGUGAGUGUGUGUGUGUGUGUGUGUUUGUUUGUGUGUGUUUGUGUGCAUGUGUGUGUAACAAAUUUAUCUGAUCUCCCAUGAUUGUGUUCACUUCUGUUUGUGUUUUCCACCACAAUGAACUGUGUCGUUAUGUGUGUCUGUCACUCUCUGGCCCAUCAAGUGUCAUAUGCCAGGGCUUGAGAAAUAGGUCGCUUCAUGAGUGGAAUUUUUCCAGAAUCCUGUGAGAGUGUAUAAAGUUUUGAAUAUUCCAGCAUUUGUUCUGUACAUCGGUCUUUAAAAAGUUCCCUAUAUCUUGUUCGAUGCUAUCAGCAUCAUUGGUAUAAUGUGAUAUGGGUUCAAUUCCCAUCACAGGAAGAUAGUUCCAUGUGUACAGUGAAGUCUGCCUAAACUGAUAAUAUUUAAUCUGAAAACAGAGGGUAAACCGAAAGAAAAUGAAAUCCCUGGUUUUAUUUCUUCCAUUUGAGCAAGAUCUAAACAGAGAGCCCGACUAAACUGAAAAAAAAAAA